GCCGCCGCCGCCGGUACCGCCGCUGCCGCUGUCGCCGCCUCCGCUACCACUAGUGGGAGAAGAUGGCGGAGGGAGGAGCGGCGGAUCUGGACACCCAGCAGUCCGACAUCGCUACGCUGCUCAAAACCUCGCUCCGGAAAGGGGACACCUGGUAUUUAGUGGAUAGUCGUUGGUUCAAACAGUGGAAAAAAUAUGUUGGGUUUGACAGUUGGGACAAAUACCAGAUGGGAGAUCAAAAUGUGUACCCUGGUCCCAUUGAUAAUUCUGGACUUCUUAAAGAUGGUGAUGCUCAGUCCCUUAAGGAACAUCUUAUUGAUGAAUUGGAUUAUAUCCUAUUGCCAACUGAAGGCUGGAAUAAACUUGUCAGCUGGUAUACUUUGAUGGAGGGUCAGGAACCAAUAGCACGCAAGGUGGUUGAACAGGGUAUGUUUGUAAAGCACUGCAAAGUAGAAGUAUAUCUAACAGAAUUAAAGCUGUGUGAAAAUGGAAAUAUGAACAAUGUUGUAACACGAAGAUUUAGCAAAGCUGACACAAUAGAUACAAUUGAAAAAGAAAUAAGAAAAAUCUUCAAUAUUCCAGAUGAAAAAGAGACCAGAUUAUGGAACAAAUACAUGAGUAAUACAUUUGAACCACUAAAUAAGCCAGACAGUACCAUUCAGGAUGCUGGUUUAUAUCAAGGACAGAUGCUAGUAAUAGAGCAGAAAAAUGAAGAUGGAACAUGGCCAAGGGGUCCUUCAACUCCUAAGUCCCCAGGUGCAUCCAAUUUUUCAACUUUACCAAAGAUCUCUCCUUCAUCUCUAUCAAAUAAUUAUAACAACAUCAACAACAGAAAUGUGAAAAAUUCAAACUAUUGUCUCCCAUCAUACACUGCUUAUAAGAACUAUGACUAUUCAGAGCCAGGAAGAAACAAUGAACAGCCUGGCCUGUGUGGCCUAAGUAACUUGGGAAAUACGUGUUUCAUGAAUUCAGCUAUUCAGUGUUUGAGCAACACCCCUCCACUUACUGAGUAUUUCCUCAACGAUAAAUAUCAAGAAGAAUUGAAUUUUGACAAUCCCUUAGGAAUGAGAGGUGAAAUAGCGAAAUCUUAUGCUGAACUCAUCAAGCAAAUGUGGUCCGGAAAAUAUAGCUAUGUCACCCCAAGAGCCUUUAAGACACAAGUAGGACGUUUUGCACCUCAAUUUUCUGGGUAUCAACAGCAAGACUGCCAAGAAUUACUAGCUUUCCUUUUAGAUGGUCUACAUGAAGAUUUGAAUAGAAUUAGGAAAAAACCUUAUAUUCAACUGAAGGAUGCUGAUGGGAGGCCUGACAAGGUGGUUGCUGAAGAAGCCUGGGAAAACCAUUUAAAGAGAAAUGACUCUAUCAUAGUAGAUAUAUUUCAUGGCCUUUUCAAAUCAACCUUAGUUUGUCCUGAGUGUGCUAAGAUUUCAGUAACAUUUGAUCCUUUUUGUUACUUGACACUUCCACUGCCUAUGAAAAAAGAGCGUACCUUGGAAGUUUAUUUAGUUAGAAUGGAUCCACUUACCAAACCUAUGCAGUACAAAGUAGUUGUUCCCAAAAUUGGAAAUAUAUUAGAUCUUUGCACAGCUCUAUCGGCUUUAUCAGGGGUACCAGCUGAUAAGAUGAUAGUUACUGAUAUAUACAAUCACAGAUUUCACAGAAUAUUCGCCAUGGAUGAAAACCUUAAUAGUAUUAUGGAACGGGAUGAUAUUUAUGUAUUUGAAAUUACAAUCAAUAGAACAGAAGAUACUGAGCAAGUCAUAAUUCCUGUUUGUUUAAGAGAAAAGUACAGACACACAGGUUAUAGCCAUCAUAGUGGUUCAUCGCUCUUUGGCCAACCUUUUCUUAUGGCAGUACCUAGAAAUAAUACUGAAGAAAAACUCUACAAUCUUCUAUUAUUGAGGAUGUGCCGUUAUGUAAAAACAUCUACUGAAACUGAAGAUAUGGAAGGAUCCCUACACUGCUGUAAGGACCAAAAUAUUAAUGGGAAUGGCCCAAAUGGAAUCCAUGAAGAAUGUUCCCCAAGUGAAAUGGAAACAGAUGAGCCAGAUGAUGAAUCCAGCCAGGAUCAAGAACUCCCUUCAGAGAAUGAAAAUAGUCAAUCUGAAGAUUCAGUUGGAGGAGAUAAUGAUUCUGAAAAUGGAUUAUGUACUGAAGAAACUUGCAAAAGUCAACUUCUCAUGGGACACAAAAAGCGAUUAUUUACAUUCCAGUUCAACAACUUAGGCAAUACUGAUAUCAACUACAUCAAAGAUGAUACUAGACAUAUUAGAUUUGAUGACAGACAGCUUAGACUAGAUGAAAGAUCUUUCCUUGCUUUGGAUUGGGAUCCUGAAUUGAAAAAAAGAUAUUUUGAUGAUAAUGCUGCUGAGGAUUUUGAAAAACAUGAAAGUGUGGAAUAUAAACCUCCCAAAAAACCUUUUGUGAAAUUAAAAGAUUGCAUUGAACUUUUUACAACAAAAGAAAAGCUAGGUGCUGAAGAUCCUUGGUACUGUCCAAAUUGUAAAGAACAUCAGCAGGCUACAAAAAAAUUAGAUUUAUGGUCACUGCCUCCAGUACUGGUGGUACAUCUUAAGCGUUUUUCUUACAGCAGAUACAUGAGGGAUAAGUUGGACACAUUAGUUGAUUUUCCUAUUAAUGACUUGGAUAUGUCAGAAUUCCUUAUUAAUCCAAAUGCAGGGCCUUGCCGCUACAAUUUGAUUGCUGUGUCCAACCACUAUGGAGGAAUGGGAGGAGGGCACUAUACUGCUUUCGCAAAAAAUAAAGAUGAUGGAAAAUGGUACUAUUUUGAUGACAGUAGUGUCUCAACUGCUUCUGAAGACCAAAUUGUGUCCAAAGCAGCAUAUGUGCUCUUCUACCAGAGACAGGACACUUUCAGUGGAACUGGCUUUUUUCCCCUUGACCGAGAAACUAAACAAGGUGCUUCAGCUGCCACAGGCAUCCCAUUAGAAAGUGAUGAAGAUAGUAAUGAGAAUGACAAUGAUAUAGAAAAUGAAAACUGUAUGCACACUAACUAAUGAAAGUCCUAGAAGCCAUAAAAGAGACUUUCCUGCAGGUGGUUUCUGUUGAAAUAAUGAAGUUACCCACCACAUUAAAACAGAAGUCUGAGAUGGGGAGUUUCAAAUAAGAGAAUGUAAAUCCUUUAUCAGAUUUUAACUUGUGCAGUACUUGAAGUGAAACACAAUGAAAACUUUAACAGAAAUUGUCUCUUAAUACAUUUACAGUCUUGUAUUUACAAGCUAAAUAUAUAUAGGAAAUCACAAAUAAACCCCUUUUAAGUUUGCUGCUGUUUUGAUGAAUUAUGUUUCUUUAAUUGUUUUGGAUGUGAGUUAACUGAUGACAAAUGUUAAAUUUGUGGAUGUUGGUCAUUUAAUUUACUCUAAUAAUAACUGCGAGAAAACAAUGACUAAACCUAGUUUUUAAAUGAACUUAUUCAUGUAUAUUAGGCAACAUUCAUACUACUGUGUUAUUUAGCUGCACUAGUAAAUGCAGCAUAAAUGCUGCAGUAGUAUUCUUGGCAAACCAAAUUUUCAAGUCUUUCCCUAAUGAUCAAGCUGGCCUAUUAAGACAAACUGAAUCAUGAUGGAAGAAAUAAGCUCAGAAAGGUUAUUUCUCUUUGUGGUAUCAUUAAACAUGAAGAAUAUUACUAUGUUCAUCUGGUUUCUGCUGUGGAGCAGGCUCUAGAUUUCUCACUGCAUAUGAAGCCAUUUUUAAGUUAAAUCUUCCUUAUUACUGUUGAAUCUAUUACUUAGACAUUAAAAUUCUUAACUUGCUUAUAAGAAUUGCAUAACUUUAAUCUGGUGUCAGUCCAAAGUUUAAAUUUGUGCUGCUCAUUUUCCCUACCCCAUUUUUUCAUAGUUUGGCAACUUUCAGCUCUCCCAAUUACUAUAAAAUAAGGUCAGACUUAAUAGUAUUCUAUAUCCAUAGUAAUAACUGUACAUCAAGCUUAGAUGAGAUUUUUUUUUCAUAUACUUGCCUUUAAAUCAUUAAUGGACAAUUGGCUUUAAAGGUAGGUCUGUUAAUUUUCUUUGUGUGUUCCUGAUGGAAUUCACCAUAGCCUUACAGCUUUUCUCAGAAGGUAACUUGAUAUAAGAGAAUUGGCAUUUGCAUGUUCCAGAGUCAGAACCUGUACAGCAUAUAAAGCAUACAAACCUUGAAUUUGAUUUAGUUAACCACAUUCAAGGAUUCAGGAUGCCAAAAAUAUGUGUGAACAUUUUAAUCAUUUUUUUAUUUGCUGCUUUCCCUUUGAUCUAGUUUGAAAGAAUGUAUUGUUGAUUGGCAUACAAUACUGCCUUUAAUAGGAAAUCUUUUAAGUGCUGGGACACACUUCACAUACCUACCUAUGACCUGAGGAAUUGCUUUGUGUCCCACUGUUAUUGAAGCAAAAAUUAUGAUGUUCUUCACUUGAACUAAUCAAAUACAAUAGGUUAUAAAUUGUGUAUUGUAAAUAAAAGUUCACUCUGUGAGUGCACAUUUUGGUAAAUUAUUUAUUUAUGUUAGCAUUAAAAGUUAAAAAGAGGAAAAAAGAUGCAUUUGACCAGGAUAAACGAGGUAUGUUGAACAUGGCUUUUGCUUUAUACCUUGAUAUUAAAGCUGGUGUUUCAUCCUGGUAUUUUAAAGCUGCUUUUUGAAUUUUUUUUUUUUGGUUUGUUUUUUUUUUUUCUAAUGUAAACUAACCUCCUGCAUGACAGAGGUUAAAAUUUUGUCUGCACUUGAGUUCACUUGAGUUUACAUUUGAAAUGUGCAUGUUUAUUUAUACAGAUUUCAAUAAAGCUAUUCAAGGCCUUA
Dromiciops gliroides (monito del monte) is the source of this 4785-nucleotide messenger RNA. RefSeq names its product ubiquitin specific peptidase 15 (gene USP15). The record is from RefSeq and is a predicted model, not a curated record. Gene Ontology annotation, molecular function: cysteine-type deubiquitinase activity. Gene Ontology annotation, biological process: protein deubiquitination. The coding region runs from base 63 to 3014 and encodes 983 amino acids. Lineage: Eukaryota; Metazoa; Chordata; Mammalia; Microbiotheria; Microbiotheriidae. The transcript has 22 exons.